Messenger RNA from Oncorhynchus nerka (sockeye salmon), 5470 nucleotides. RefSeq names its product meckelin. Bases 1946 to 4912 code for a protein of 988 amino acids. NCBI's taxonomy places the organism in Eukaryota, Metazoa, Chordata, Actinopteri, Salmoniformes, Salmonidae. Gene Ontology annotation, biological process: cilium assembly. Gene Ontology annotation, cellular component: ciliary transition zone; MKS complex. The transcript is spliced from 32 exons. The record is from RefSeq and is a predicted model, not a curated record.
AAUACGGGGGGGCAGAGGCUAGGGGGUUCAGCCGAUGGCUUUGGGCUGGGAGGGGGAAGGGAUGGAAGCUUUGGCCAGGAGGGGUUGUUGGGGGAGAGUCCGGAAAGCCGCUACCCUGAUGAGUUCAGAGGGGGACAGAUGGGAAGUGGAUCAGGCCAAGGGUUGAUGGGAGCUGUACCUGAAACCAGCAGCCUUCCGACCACGCUACUCAAAUACCUGGACAAUUUCCAGAUCGAGAACGAGGGUGAUGCUCAGAUUGUGCUGAAGGUGACACAGAAGCUGACAGAUGUCCUAAUGGACUACAGACUUAGGAGUGUUUCCUCGCAGGGUCCUAGUAUGAAGAGCGGUUUGUCGCUGGGCUCCAUGAGCUACUCCGAUUCUCCCAGAAUGUCUAGCAGUAGUGACCGCUUCUCAGGUGGCUUCUCUGGGAACCUCUCUGGCCCUUCCAGAUACUGAUGGUCCAUCCAGGUACUACAACUAACUGAUCCAUCCCCACGUAACCCAUCCUCCGUCUCACCCCCAAGAUAUACCCUGAGUCCAUGGGGUCUGCAGCUGUCUGUCUAGCCACUGAACAUUUUUAUUUUAUAUAAUUUUCCUUCAAAGUAGAAACUGAUACAAUUGUGUACUUAUUAGUGCAGACUUUGUUUUUACCUAACUUCUUUUGACAUGCAUAGGUUGGACUAAAGUUUGACUUUUAGUUUUAACCAUUGUCUGUAUUCAUGUGAUUUUGGCAUUUAUUUUACUGUGGUUUCUUGGACAAAUCUUGUCUGUUUAGAAAUGAAGUGUUUGAUAGAAAACAAGUGUAAUGUUUAAGGAAACAGAUGUUUGGCGGUAAAUGGGUUACUGAUGUACUGACUGCUGUUUUGAGUUGAGCUUGUCAUCGCUGUUUUUCUCCACACCUGGCUUCACUUGUGGGAUCGUCUGAGACCAGCCACCCUGACAGCUGAUGAAACUGAGUAGUUGUGUCUGUAUUAAAGCCCUUUUGUGGGGAAUCCCAGAAUGUGUGGUGCAUUUGGAAAGUAUUCAGACCCUGACUUUUUCCACAUUUUUCUUACGUUACAGCUGUAUUCUAAAAUGUAUUAAUCUACACACACUACCCAGUAAGUAAAAACAGGUUUUUGGAAAUGUUUGUAAAUGAAUUAAACUGAAAUAUAUUUGCUUAAGUAUUCAGACCCUUUACUCAGUAAUUUGUUGACGCACCAUUGCCAGCAAUUACAGCCUCGAGUUGUCUUUAGUAUGUCAGAUUGGACAGGGAGCAUCACUGCAUAGCUAUUUUCAGGUCUCUCCAGAGACGUUUGCUUGGAUUCAAGUCCGGGCUCUGGCUGGGACACUCCAGGACAUGGAGACUUGUUCUGAAGCCACUCCUGGGUUGUCUUGACUGUGUGCUUAGGGUUGUUGUCCUGUUGAAAUUGAACCUUUGCCCCAGUCAGGUCCUGAGCACUCUGGAGCAGGUUUUCAUCAAGGCUCUCUACUUUGCUCUGUUCGUCUUUCGCAUGGUCCUGACGAGUCUCCCUGCCAUUGUAAAACAUCCCCACAGCAUGAUGCUGCCACCAUACUUCACCGUAGGGAUGGUGCCAGGUUUUCACCAGAUGUGACGCUUGGCAUUCAGGCCAAAGAGUUAAACCUUGGUUUCAUCAGACCAGGUGCAUUUUAGCAAACACCAAGUGGGCUGUCUUGUGCCUUUACUGAGGAGUUGCUUCCAUCUGGCCUCUACCAUAAAGGCCUGAUUGGUGGAGUGCUGCCGAGAUGGUUGUCCGUCUGGAAGUUUCUCCACAGGGGAACUCUGGCGCUCUGUCAGUGACCAUCAACCUGAUGGUCACUGACAGAGCGCCAGUGACCAGUCACCUCCCUGGCCCAGGCCCCGACUGCUGCCAGCUCGAAGUCUUGGUGGUUCCAAACGUCUUGUUCUGACAUGUACUGUCAACUGUGGGACAUAUAGACUGGUAUGCCUUUCCAAAUCAUCUCUAAUCAAUUUAAUUUACCACAGGUGGACUCCAAACAAGUUGCAGAAACAUCAAGGAUGAUCAAUGGAAACAGGAUGCACCAGAGCUCAAUUUUGCGUCCUUCAGACUGCAGCGUGGAACAGUUCUACGACAUCUCCAGUCAGUCCUGUGUGAAAUGCGGACCGAACCAGAGUACGAGUGCAACUGGUCUGUCUUGUGAAUGUGUGACUGGGUUCAGAGUUCUCGCCACCAACGGAGCUUCCAUCACCUGUCAGCAGUGUCCACUAGAAAAAACGGCAGUAACAGAGGAUGGCUAUGGGUGUAUCCUCUGUCCGGGCAGUCUGACUGAGCAGGGAACCUGUCAGUGCCCGUCUGGGAGUAUACUGGUGGAGCGGGAUGUCCAGGGGAACCCUCUGGAAGAGGCCAGGUGUGAGGUGUGUAACGGAGCUGAACCUGCCCUCUCAGCCCCUAACAGCUACAGAGACAGGUGUCAGAGAUGCCAGGCUUCCCUCAUCAACACCUCUCAGUCCUGUAUGUGUGGUUCCAACAUCCUGGCUGGAGGUAUGUGUUUCCCUCCCAACAACCUCCCUACAGUUGUGAACCCUAAUGUCAACUAUGCCGAGCUGUCCCUUCCUGUGCAAUCAGCAUGGUUCUCCACAAACCUCUACUCUUCAGCAGCUGCCUGCUUGGUGUAUACUAACCUGACAGCAUGCCAGGCAUUGGGGAACAUGUGUGUGAUGAACAUGCACUCCUUCAGCAGCGUGGCCAACGAUGCCUGUGGUCUCUACAACACCAUCUUCAGAGCUACCGCAGCCCUGGGAUCUACACAGGACAUAUCCUACUGGAGAGCCAAUCUCCCAUGGCUUUACUACGGGGACCAGCCGGGUCUGGCCAACCGCGUGCUGCAGACAGAGCCACUUCCCACUGGAUUCAGCUUCAAGGGACGCAACAGGAAUACAGACAUCAACCUAGUGGCUGCUGUCUACAACGCCAGAGGAGACUUCCUCCAAUGGGAGAAAGUGGGAGGAAACAACCUGCAGCUCUGUCCAGACACCGCCAGGAGACAGGAGGCAGCUUACACCUUUGGCACGGCCUACCAGGAGACUUGUGUUCUCUCCAUAGCAGACCUGUUGCGUGUUUAUGCUGAGCCUUUAUUCUACGAUGUGUUUGUGGAUCUGAGCCGAGGAGAGGACAGGAGACUGCUCCCUCUUCCCACACGCAACCUCAACCAAGAAUACAACAGGAAGUUCAUCAACCAAGGUAACUUGAACGACUGGUACCUAUCGAGACGUGUGUUACUGGUGGACACUCUGAGUGGGAGAGAGAAGAGCCUCGGCUCUCUGCCAAAAGUCAUACGCAUCGCAAGCAGCAUCAGGAUAGGGUUUCAGCUGGUGCCAGGGACUCAGAAGGGACAGGUGUUCCCUCCUCUCCUCUCUGUGACCUACUCAGACGUCCUCAUCACUGCCCCAAACACACAGACUGUCUCUGUGUUGUUUGCUGUGGACUAUGAGAUGGACCAGACUGAGGCUCACAUGAAGACUGAUAUCGCCCUAGGUGUGUUGGGUGGCGUUUCUGUUCUGUAUUCCCUGGUGAAGACAGCCAGCUGGAAGAGGAGGAUUGGCUCUCCUCUCAUUGACAUGGAGACCGUAUUGAAGUUCCUGUUGUUUUACGCUGGUGAUCUGGCUAACGUCUUCUUCUUCAUCACCGUGGGAACAGGCCUGUACUGGCUCAUCUUCUAUAAGGCCCAGCAUUUUGUGUCAGUGCUGCUACCGUUACCAGGUCUGCAGGAGGAGAGGUUUGUGGCGUAUGUGGGCUGUGCCUUUGCUCUCAAGACUGUGCAGUUUCUCCAUAAGCUGAUCCAGCAGUUGUCAGUGGAUAUCUUCUUCAUAGACUGGGAGAGACCGCGCGGCAAAGCCAACAAGACCAUCCAGGGCAAUGGCAACGGUGAGGCGAAUCACAGCCCUUCUCCUGUCAGCAUCUGGAGGACCUACUUUGUGGCCAACGAGUGGAAUGAGAUUCAAACCAUACGCAAGAUCAGCCCCACCUUCCAGAUCAUGGCUGUGCUUUUCCUACUGGAGGUGGUUGGCUUCUCUAGUCUGGCCCUUAGGGACCCCUGGUCAGAUCUCCAGCGCCCCCCUCAGUCCUACUCCCCUCCCUACAGCCUGACGCUGCGCUAUGGCCUGGCCGCCACACUCUGGCUCUGCAUUGGACUGCUGCAGAUCAUUUUCUUCACUGCUUUCCAUGAGCGUUUUGUGGAGGAUAAGAUCCGUCAGUUUGUGGACCUAUGCUCUAUCAGCAACAUUUCGGUGCUGCUGCUGUCCCACAGGUGUUUUGGUUACUACAUCCAUGGGCGCUCCGUCCACGGCCACGCUGACACCAACAUGGAGGAGAUGAACAUCAACCUCAAGAGAGAGGCCGAGUCUCUGUGUGGUCAGAGAGGUCUCCUUCCCAACACAGACACUCAGACCUUCCAGAUCUCCAUCACCAGCCGCCUACGCCUGCAGUACGACCGCAUCCUGGAGCCCCUCAGCAGGAGAAAUGGACCAUCGCGGUUGGUGGACGCAGCCUCGGGACACCCCUUUGACCAGAGCACCAAAGCCUACCACACAAUGAACCGUUUCCUAGGAUCUGUCAUAGACCAUGCCCAUCGGGACAUGGAAUACGUUGUGAGAGACAAACUGUUUUUUGAGAGAGUCAUAGGGAUGGAGUUCAUGGAGCCUAUGGACAAGAGCAUCUUCUACAACGAUGAGUCCCAUUCGUUCAGUGACGUGCUGUUCUAUGGGAACGAAGCCACUCUGUUGAUCUUUGACACGCUCUUCUUCUGUGUGGUCGACCUGGGAGCACAGAGCUUCAUACUGGCAGGCGUACUCACAUACGUACAGCAAAUGAUCUUUCGGUUAAUCCGUAACGGUAUUGGGCGGAGAAACCUGGCCAACAAAACAUUGGUGGACAAGAGAUUCCUGAUCUAGUUUCUGCUGUCAGAAUGGUGAAAGUAUAGACCAGGCAAUUCCAGUUCUCGGGGGCCUGAUUGGUGUCAAAGUUUUGCCCCAGCUAACACACCUGACUCCAAUAAUCAACUAAUCAUGAUCUUCAAUUUAGAAUUCAAUUUGAAUAAUCAGAGCUGUGUUUGCUAGAGAUGGAGAAAAGUGUGACAAGGGUAUUCAACUCUUACCCUACGAGGUCUGGAGCUAGUUUUCUGUUCUACCUGAUCAUUAAUUACACACACCUGGUGUCCCAGCUCUAAAUCUGAAGAAAAGCCGUGGAACUGGUCCAGAGUUGAGCCUGAGUGGUAUAGACUAUAGUAUGCCAUGCCUUGUUAGCAUGUAACAGCCUUGGUAGCUGUGUGACUAGCGUGGUUUAAUUGUGUUUACAGCUUUGGCAGGCUCUUUUUUUUUUUUUUACAAAUGCUUUUCUACUUGUUUACACAGUAUUUUGUACAUGUUCUUCACAGGGUUGAUGAUGUACAUUUUGUAAUUCAGUUUCUCUGUGAUAUGUUUUUACAAAUUAAAACAAUGGGUCUGAUUUUA